AGAUAUUACGAUCCUGUUAAAAGAAUCGAUCGUGACGUAGUAGGGAUCAAGGAAUGAGCCAAUAGAAAUCGGUGUAUCAAAGAUCGCACCUUGGUAGAUGAGGUAGGGAGGUGAGAAGAGCAGGUAAACCGCGAAGUAGAGAAGAUAGAAGGAUUAAAAGUAGUCGUGAGAAAUUUUCAGUCGAGCAUGGUCGGGUCGUAGGUGUUCAUUCCUUUGAUAAAGGUUUCUUCGUUUGUGUAUGUGAGGGUGAGGUGUGUGUGGAUAGAAAAAACUAUUCUUAAUCAAAACUAGGCAAGGUUGAUCGUGUCUGAACUUCCAAUAUGCCAUACUAUAACAGCAGCCAUAGUCCAGCAGUUUAUAACAAAGAUGGAGGCUCGAGCGGACCAUCGAGUACUUCCGGUGGCCGUGGCAGUAGUACCGAACCACCUACCUACAUGAUGGAACAUUUAGCAACGUUUACAGUGACGAAAGAGAUAGGUAUUGUUUAUCCUGCUGAUGGCAUGAGACGUCUUUUGCAAUUAGAAAAAAGUAAUGGUAUAUGGAGCCAAAAGAUGCAGCUUCGUUUGGAAAGAAAUUGGGUUCUUAUCAUGGACAACGAAACUGGGGCCGUGAUGGAACGAUUUCCAGCUUCUUUGAUCCAAGAACCAACCGCAUUUACUUCGAGAGAUCCAAUGGAGAUGUACAAUAACAUUUUGGUAUUUUCGGUUGCUGACGAUAGCGGCUCUCAAAGAGCAGAAAUGCAUAUAUUUCAGUGUCAGAGUGUAUCUGCUCAAGACUUGGUAGAAGAUUUGAAAAUGCUUCAAAUGGGGAAACUUGUACCAGGUGGUUCACCUAGGGGUCCAAGAGGUCAGAUACCACCACCACCUGCGUUACCACCACCUGAACCACCAUUGAAUGGCGUUAAUGUACGCGAACAGGUGUCUGCGUUCAAUGCAGCCAAUGCCGAUGGCCAGAAUGAUAUAUCUCGCGAAGAAAACAACGACGAGGUGUCCUCAACGUCGUCAGAAAAAUAUGAACGAGACGUAACGAUAUUGAACCAUUGUUUCGACGACAUUGAAAAGUUUAUCGCACGUUUGCAAUAUGCCGCGGCAGCUUCGAAAGAAUUGGAACGUCGACGACGUAACAGAAAAUCGAAGAAAAGAAAUCUAGGAGAUGGAAUGUUAACUAUGAGAGCAAAGCCACCACCAGAGAUGGAGUUUAUCGAUAUCUUUCAAAAAUUUAAACAUUCUUUCAACUUGUUAGCUAAAUUAAAAGCACGCAUUCACGAUCCUAAUGCUCCAGAAUUGGUACACUUCCUUUUCACGCCGCUCGCUUUGACCGUAGAUGCAUCUCACGAUACGAAUUAUGAUACGAAUUUACCAAGUAAGGUUGUGUCACCCUUAUUGACCAGAGAAGCAGUCAAUUUGUUAAUCAAUUGCGUUACCAGCAAGGAAACUGAACUCUGGCAUUCCCUUGGCGAUACAUGGCUUAUUCCUCGCGAUCAAUGGAAAGGACACGUGCCACCUUAUCAUCCAAUCUUCACGGAUGGUUGGUCACCGGAAUAUCCCAUACCUGAAGAUCGAGAUCACGAUCACCUAGCUUCUCUUCUGAACGCUGAUAAACAAAAAAGGGAUGAACUUCCUGAACAACAGAAUGAUCCUUAUUAUAAUCAUCGAGAUGUAGACGAGUCACAUUACAGUAGCGAGUAUCUCGAAUACGAUACCAGAGAAGAACGAGCUGGUACCGAAUACUUUGAUAGAAAUUAUGGACCAACCUCGGAACUUUAUGCGAGAGAAGAUAGAAACAUCGAUCAAACCAGAGCUCACAGUGACAUAUCGGUAGAUUCGAUUGAAAGGGCACCCAGAGGUGCUGCUAUUGAAAGAGCUCAAGAAGUUUGGUUGGACGAGCUUGUAGCUAGAAAUGCUAAAAUCGUUCACGUUACUUAUCCCAGAACAGCUAACAAUGAUAAAGAACUGACGGUUGUCAGGGGCGAAUAUCUGGAAAUACUUGAUGACAGUAGGAAAUGGUGGAAAGCGAGAAAUUCUAGGGGUCAAGUAGCUCACGUUCCACAUACUAUUGUUACGCCUCACAAUGCAUCACAACCUGCCGACAACGAUGUAUUUAAUAAUCCGUUAUAUACAAGUCGAUAUCCUAGACAAGGACACGGUUAUAGUUACGAAGAUUCUGAAAUUGAAAGAACCAGUACUAGUCCUGGACCAGAAGCAGCUCAUCGAACCCAUGCGAUCCCACCACCAGCACCCGCGGAUUGGGUUAGAAAAGAACGUCUCGGGAAAAAAGGUGAAUUUCGUUAUUUUUAAUAACGUCGUUAUUAUUGUCGUCGUUUUGAACAAAUUGUCCUCGAUACGCUUUGCUUUCGAUUACGUGGACAUUUAUGUGUCUUGCAUUAAGAUUUCUUUGUCUUUUUUUUCUCUUUCUCUACCUCUUUCUUUCUUUCUUUUUUUUUUUCAACGUUUCUUUAAACCAUAAGAAAAUUAUCUAAUUACAAAUGAUCGGUGUUAAGUUUAUUGCAACUCGCUAUUAUUUCUCUCUUUAUAAUGAGUUCUUUAAAAAUGGAAUAAUACAGUAAUGCAUCCGUCUCUCACAUAAUAUUUGAUAUAUUAUUUUAUUUAAUAUCACUGUAUAUAUAUAAUAUUAAUAUAAUAUUAAUAAUAAAAUGUGUAAGCGCGAGUAACGUCUAGACUGAACAAUUAAAAUCGUUAUCGCUACGAGCACAGGGUGAUUUGGCUUUUAAUAAUAGCCCUGGAUAAUGUGACAAGAUUUUCUUUUUUAUCUCACCGUUUAUAUCUCGUAGAUAACCGUCUAUUGGUUUUAUUUUUAUGUUUAUAUUAUUCAUUAAUUACUGAAAGAUAUUUGCCUAACUUAAAUUGGAUCAUUUUGCUUGCGUAUUUAUUUCAU
Polistes canadensis is the source of this 2895-nucleotide messenger RNA. RefSeq names its product epidermal growth factor receptor kinase substrate 8-like protein 1. Gene Ontology annotation, molecular function: actin binding. Gene Ontology annotation, cellular component: plasma membrane. Gene Ontology annotation, biological process: Rho protein signal transduction; regulation of Rho protein signal transduction. Bases 321 to 2297 code for a protein of 658 amino acids. NCBI's taxonomy places the organism in Eukaryota, Metazoa, Arthropoda, Insecta, Hymenoptera, Vespidae. The record is from RefSeq and is a predicted model, not a curated record. The transcript has 6 exons.